Messenger RNA from Manduca sexta (tobacco hornworm), 5683 nucleotides. RefSeq names its product nuclear pore complex protein Nup214. Gene Ontology annotation, molecular function: protein binding; structural constituent of nuclear pore. The transcript is spliced from 28 exons. Gene Ontology annotation, biological process: RNA export from nucleus; protein import into nucleus. NCBI's taxonomy places the organism in Eukaryota, Metazoa, Arthropoda, Insecta, Lepidoptera, Sphingidae. Gene Ontology annotation, cellular component: nuclear pore. The record is from RefSeq and is a predicted model, not a curated record. The coding region runs from base 166 to 5523 and encodes 1785 amino acids.
CAAGUGACAGCAGCUCGAUACAGUUGGUGAAUGCGUGAAAAUUGUUUUUUAAAUUAAACUACAAUUAUUAUUCUUACUUUAUUUCAUAGCAGUGUAUUUGUAUAUAAAUCUUCUAAGUAUAUUUUUUCUUUUAACACUACUACAACAGUGAUAUUAUAAUACAAAAUGGAUGUGCAGUAUGGUCCCAAUGCAGUUGAUGAACCGAACCUACUGUAUAAGCUACAACAUAAAAUAAAAGUGUUUGAGACACAAAAUCCAUUACAAAACCGUGGAUAUAAUUUGGUCGCAUCAAGCAGCAAAUAUGGCAUUCUUUUUGUUGCUGUUCCUAAUGGAUUACUUACAGCAUAUUACCUGAACCAAGUGAUUGACAAGGAAUGUGAGCCACAACAUACUACCACAAAGCUUCAAGAAAUGCCUACCCAUAUAGGAGUCAACUGCACUCAAGAACUCUUGGCUGUCACAGGUGGCCAACUGAUUUGUGUUUUUAAAGUCACUGAUUUUCAAAAUCAGAACACCUCACCAUCAGCUAUUAUCAAAACGGAAGCAAGUCCUUCCACAUUUGUUUCUUCUAUGCAAUGGAAUCCGUGCAAUCCUGACUCGCUUGCCCUAGCCAUGUAUGACGGAACACUUAUCAUCUCUCAAGUGAGCACCAACCAACUGAAAAAAGUUCAAUCUAAAGCAAGGUGUAUAUGCUGGAGCCCAAAAGGCAAGCAGUUGGUUACAGGCAACAGUGAUGGUACACUUUGUCAGUAUUUACCAGAAUUGACUGUAGCGAAGACGGUGGUAGCACCAAAUCUCUUCUCAGGAUGCUCCACUGAAGCCAUGGCUAUACAUUGGAUAUCCACCUUCCAGUUUGCCGUAGUCUAUAAGAAUGCUACGGACAAUAGCCGUCCAGCUCUAACCAUUGUGCAUGCUGGAAAAACUGGUCAACCAACAUGUCACAAUUACGAAGAUAUUUGCUUCAGUCAGGGGUCACAUAGACCUUGGUUCUACUAUCUACAAGGGAUUGCACAGUGGAAUCUUAUACUGGCCUCAUCAUCGAACAGUAUGGAAAUAGCGACGCUUAGCUCACCCGAUGGUGCAAGUUGGAUGCAGUGGUGUCAGCCAGAUGAAGCCAGGCCAGAGCUGCCAUUGACUGAUAAAAAGUUGGAAAAUUACCCUGUUGGAGUAUGCAUUGAUACUUGUGCAAUACAGCAAUUACCCUGGGGUGAAAACGAAGUCUUGCCGUACAUGCCACGGCUACACGUGCUGUCUCAAUCCGGCCUCCUCACUAUAUUCAAUAUAGUGAACCUCAAUAAAAGCGCAGCACAACUGUGCACUCCGCAGCAACAACUGGCGUUACCAGCUGCCGCUAUGACUAGCAUUGUACCCAGUGAUGUGCCACCAAAACCCCAACCGACGCCUGCGCCUGCUCCGGCGCCCGUCCCGAUACAGAAGCCGCAACCAUUGCCUGCCCAAGCGCAGCCUAUACAAAUACCGUCAGUACCAAAGACAAGUCCGUUCAUGCCAUCAAUGAAUAACGCCUCACAACCGGCACCACAACCGCAAAUUUCAGCAGCAAACAAAGCAACUGCGCCAUUUAAACAAGCUGUGGAACAAAAAGAAACGAAGCCGGUAUUAGCUCAAUCUCAACCGCAACCUCUGCCUCAGGCCCAGCAGCAACCGCAACCAGCUGUGCCACAGGCAAAACCACUACCCAAGGCUCAGCAACCGCCACAAAUGCAAGAAAAUGCUGCUUUGAAAGCGGAACAAGAGAAAAUUAACAAAGAGAAAGCUAACCAGGAAUUGAAAAAUAUGCUAGUGAAAGAAGUGAAUGAUUUUCAAAUGGAAUUGUACAAGUUUAUGGUGAAGACUCGUGAGACUCAGGCGAAGCUUCAACAAGACAUAGAUGCCAUUAACUUAAACAUCGAGCCUAAUUCCCUGGACACGGAACAGCUAAGGAAAGAGUGUUCACUGGACGAACUGAGAGGAACCAUAGCUCAAUUCAAAUUGGAAUUGGUGAGGACCUGCGCUAUCAUGGCAGAGGCGCGUACGCAUGCCGAAGUAAAGGAUAUGGAACAAUGGACGCAAGUGGACCCCCUGACGAUCAAACGCAUUGCUUCCGUGAAGAAAUUGGCGUACUACGUGCAAAACCAACUGGAACAAACUCGACAAGCACUUGACUACAAAUGGAACGAAAUGGAAUCUAAGGAUAAUUACAAAUCAGGGUCCCGCAUGGUGCGCCCCAGGUUGGACGAAGUGUAUCAACUGUUAGUGAGACAGCAAGAGAUACUCAGCCGACAGCAGGCGGUCCUUCGAACCCUUCGGAACACCGCCACGGAGUGUGACGUCACACCCGUCUUCAAAUCCACCUCCAUAUUGAGGAGCACGCCUUUCAGAAAUAAAGAUCCCCUGUCAAAGUUAACCAAAAACAUUUUGAACAUGAGUAUUGAGCCUCAGACGAAAAAGCCUCUAUUGACGGCGCAAAAAAUCGACGCACUCAGAGACUUGUUAGCAAACCACAAGCCGAUAAAAAUAAAACCAGUGAAUGUUGAAUUGAGACAGCAUUUGGCAACAAUGAAGUUGAAUUAUGAAAGGAGUAUGCGAGAGAAAGAAGCCGUAGUAACUGUGAAGGUGAAACAAGAGCAUGUUGAAGCACCCAAGUUUGAACCAAAGUUUGUGCCCGCUCAGCCUAAAGUAAAGUUGGAAGUGAAGCCAGAGCCUGUUAUUCAAAUGCCGGCAAGUGGCGCGGCAUUCACACCGGUGGCGAACGUGAAACCCGCUGCGCCCGCGUUCGGUAACGUUGCUAGAACGCUGUUUAAUGAUGUACCGAAACCCGAACCGCCAAAGCCUGUAAUCCAACCAACUAUACCAGUGGCAAACCCACAACCAUUCAAGGUGCAAUCCCACGGUUUCGCCCCGCUUAACACAGCGUCUGCCUCGGCGGCCACCAAAAGCGUAUUAAAAGAUCUACUACAAAACAAAUCUCAAGCUAAUUUAGAAGCCAAAAACGACGCCAAUACCUUUAUGGGACAAAAAAUAUGCUCGCCUACAUCAUUUGUUGCGCCGCCAAUAGCUACUACAGCCCCUGUGAUAUUAAAAGACAAACAAUUGUCUACCUCAAGCAAUGUCUUUCCCAAAUUCCAACCACAAGCAUUCAUACCAGAAUCAAAACCUCAAAUGUCGCUAAUUCCAAAGUCAAAUGAAACGGAUGAAUUCGAAGCAGCAGCAAGCACGAAACCUUUUGAAGCCAAAAAUACAAACUUAUUCGGAUCGACUGCGAAUGUACCUGACGUUUUGAAAUCUCACAACCAGGAAAUAACGAAAGUUGAAAGUAAACCAAUUUUAAAAAUACCUGAAAAAGUUAUAGAGAUAUCAAAGGAGAAUGUCCCAAAAAAGGAUGUGCCUAAAUUAACUCCAACGGCGGAUAAAAAGGACGUUCCAAGGAUCUUGUCGUCGCAAAGUGUAAAUAUAAAGCCACCUGUAUCUAUUGCUACAAGUCUUUCGACUUCAUCAAAUGAAUCUCAAAAGACAGAAAUAAAAGAGGUAAAUGCGGAAGUUCCAAAACCAGCUGAAAAGUCUGAAUUGAAGGUAACAUCAAAUGCUUCGUCAAUUUUUGCAAAUGCCAACAUCACAAUUCCCACAGCUCCCAAAUUUCAGCCAGCCGUUAUUAAGCCUAUAAUGCCAACGCCCCAACUUGCUGCAAAGUCUGAGUCUGUAGCACCUCCUGAACCCAAACUCACUGAAGAUUCACAACCUAAAGCCCAAGAGAGCGAAGUGACAACAACCGUUUCUUCAUCAUCUAUAUUCGCAGCAGCUGCAACGUCGCAAUCAAAAACGACAGCACCCACUGGUUCUAUAUUCAAUUCAUCUACCCCUUUAACAACGCCAAGCGCGUUCAGUUCACAAGGAUCUAUAUUUGGUGCUUCAACCGGUUCAAGUUCCGUUUUUGGAAGUGACACAUCAAAACCAUCUAUAUUCAGUACGCCAAGCUCCACAGCCUCGUCUAUAUUUGGUACAGCUAAAACACAAGCUGGGUCUAUUUUUGCACCAACUACUACAGAGGCACCGACAGCAGCAGCGGUAUUUGGAACAGCGACUACAACUCAGUCGGCCUUUAGUUCAACCAGUUCAGUGUUCGGUACAGCUGCUAGUGCUCCAUCUUCGGUGUUCAGUGGCUCUAGUUCGAUAUUCGGAACGGCAGCGACUACAACACAAUCGUCUUUAUUCGGUACCCCUGCAACAUCAUCGUUUGCAACUACUACAACGUCAUCUAUAUUCGGUAGUGUAACAACAACGACGCAAAGUAUAUUUGGCGCUACACCGGCAACGCAGGCUUCUGUGUUUGGAUCUACGGGACAGACUUCAGUAUUUGGGUCUGCGCCGACUACUCAGUCUUCGCUGUUUAGUACAACUGGUCAAACAGGUUCUGUGUUCGGAGCUCCGACGUCAACCACUCAGCCGUCUGUGUUUGGUACACCAACAUCGACUACACAACCUUCUGUAUUUGGUACACCUACUUCGACCACACAACCUUCCGUGUUUGGUACCCCAACUUCGACUGCACAACCCUCUGUGUUUGGUACACCAACUUCGUCAGCCCAACCUUCUGUAUUUGGCACUCCAGCGUCAACAACUCAGCCGUCUGUGUUUGGGACACCAACGCCAUCUACACAAGCGUCGAUCUUCGGAACGCCGACGCAGACAACACAAACGUCGGUGUUUGGCGCCCCGGCAGCUACAACUGCGCAAAGUGGAUCAUUAUUCGGUGUACCUGAAGGCAAUUUAUUCGCGUCAGCAAGCAUUUCUACAACUAGCGCUCCAUCUCAGGGUGGAAGCAUUUUUGGCGGGAGUACAUCAGGAUCGGUGUUCGGCAGUAGCGGCACUAGCGUGUUCGGUAGCACUACAUUCGGGCAGCCGAAUCCGACGGCGGCCGCCAUAUUCGGUGGCGCGACAUCUGGUCAAAAACCAGCGACUAACUUCUGGUCUGGAGGUGGCGCCACCAGUGGAGGCGGUUUCGGUUCAUCCACUUUUGGCCAACAAAGUACGACGCAAGCGUCGUCUAUCUUCGGCAGCGGGUCGGGUGGUAGUUUCAGCGCACCGCAGCCCGCCGGCACCACAGCCUUCAGCAGUCCACAACAAGGAUCCGCGUUCGGAGCAGCUCCGUCGUUCGGCGGAUCGCCCGUUUUCGGCUCGAAACCUGUCUUUGGACAAUCUGGAGGUUUCAGUUCUCCGACGGGCGGUGGCUUCGGCUCUUUCGGCGGUUUCAACAAGAGCCCCAGUAGCGGUUUCGGUGGUCCAGCUUCCUUCGGCGGCGCUCCUACGUUCGGCAAUUCUGCUUUUGGCAACACCUCCCCUGGCAAGGUGUUUGGAGGAAGUCCUGCACCAGCAUUCGGGUCGCCGACACAGUCGAACGCAAGGUUUGAAAGCCUAGCGACUCAGAACACGCUCACGUUUGGUAACUUGGCGCAGCAGUCCGGCCAACCAGCACCGCAGCCGCCCAGUUUUAACACGUCACCAUCUUUCACUGGUUGGCGCGGCUAAUCGUCUCAUAAAGAUUGUGCCAUAAACAUGAAGUAUUAGAGGCACCAUAAUUAUUUAUGUAUUUAGUUUCGUAAUCUGUAUGUUAGAUUCCUAUACCAUUUUGUGACUAUAAUCAAUGUUAAACUAAUCGUGUAAUAAAUAAAUUAAUUCUACACAGAGA